AUGCCAGACAAGACGGCCAGAGGGACGGUCCUUAUCGCCAAGGACGGGCGGUUGUGUGUUCUGCGAGAUUCGGAGGAUGAUGGCUUGGUUUUCUUCCAGCCCACGCCGAGACCGGGUCUCGUGCCUUUAGUGGACUACAAUGGCGUGAAUCGCGGCACGAAGGUUCCAGGCCAAACUUACGACGACUUGGAACUUCUCGAAGGCAACGCCCAGAUGAUUGGACAGGCAUUCUGGAAAUGGAGCAACAAUAUAGGACAGCCCGAGCGACGCGCACGUCGAGGCCUGAUCAUGGAUGUUCUGGCCAUGACAUUUGAACGACACUACGGGAAUCUCAAGCCGUCUCCAAAGUUCCAAUUCUACGCGGCAGAACUCACAAACUCGAAUGGAAGAGCAAUAGAAGUUGGAGGCAAAGACUGCCAGUAUCCUUACCGGCCACCUGAACACCGAUUACUACAUGUCGGCGACGAGUUAUUCAAGCUUGCGGUAGAACAGUACAAAUCCUUCGAGCAGGUUUACUCAGGUCUUCCAACGCAUCCGACGGCUAAAGCGAUAGAAGAGAUGAAUCGUGAAAGGCAGAGACUAGAAACGACGAAACCUGCUGCAAAAGUUGCUGCGGUCUCUGCCAAGCAAGCACUUUUCAACCCCUCGAACGAGGAAGAUCAGGACGACGAGGAGACCUUGCCCGCUUCCAAGUUGGAGGAAGAAGCGCAACCAGAAGCGCAAGCCUGCACACCAGCUCAACGAGAAGGCGCCGGAGUAGCCAAGAUAGCCACCACACCAGUUGGAGCUGCCUCCUCGGUGGUACGUUCGGCAGAGGGGAAGGAGGAUGAGGACAUGGAUGCGGAAGACAUCAAUCUCGAAAUGCGCCAGGUGGAGUUGGAACAGCGAAAAAUUCGACUUCACCAGAUGCGCAGAGCGUUGGAGAAGAAGAAGAGGCGUCGCAAGGAAGGCUAG
This is a messenger RNA of Sphaerulina musiva SO2202, 954 nucleotides long. RefSeq lists its product as uncharacterized. The record is from RefSeq and is a predicted model, not a curated record. The coding region runs from base 1 to 954 and encodes 317 amino acids. NCBI's taxonomy places the organism in Eukaryota, Fungi, Ascomycota, Dothideomycetes, Mycosphaerellales, Mycosphaerellaceae. The transcript has a single exon.